Molecule: messenger RNA, 699 nt
Organism: Ochlerotatus camptorhynchus
Lineage: Eukaryota; Metazoa; Arthropoda; Insecta; Diptera; Culicidae
Product: cuticle protein-like
Exons: 2
Coding region: 63-683 (206 amino acids)
Cellular component (GO): extracellular matrix
Source: RefSeq, a predicted model, not a curated record
CCGUUUGGAUACACUUCGCUCAGUUUCAUUUUCUAGUGAACACCUACUUCUGUCCUACAGUCAUGGCAUUCAAGUUUGUAGCCUUCCUCGCCCUGGUGGCCGUUGCCCGUGCCGGAGUCAUCUCGGGCCCAGCUCUGUCCUACGCUGCCGCUCCAGCACUGUCCUACGCCGCUCCAGUGGCCAAGACCAUCUCCUAUGCCGCCCCAGCUCAAUUGGCUUACGCCGCUCCAGUGGCCAAGACCGUUGUUGCCGAUGAGUACGACCCGAACCCACAGUACUCCUUCAGCUAUGGAAUCUCCGAUGCCCUGACCGGUGACCAGAAGUCCCAGCAGGAGUCCCGCAACGGAGAUGUCGUCCAGGGAUCCUACUCUCUAGUUGAUGCUGAUGGUUACAAGCGCACUGUUGACUACACUGCUGAUCCGAUCCACGGAUUCAACGCUGCUGUCCGUCGUGAACCACUUAGCCAAAUUGCCACCAAGGCCGUUAUUGCUCAGCCAGCCUAUGCCACCUAUGCUGCCCCAGUAGCCAAGACCAUCUCCUAUGCCGCCCCAUUGGCCACCAAGACCAUCGUCUCGCAGCCAGCCUAUGCCAGCUACUCGGCUCCUCUGGCCGCCAAGACCAUCGUGUCCCAUCAGCCAGCCUACGCCACCAGCUACGCUGCCCCAGCUCUGUAUCACCAUUGAACGACUGAAACUGUUA